Exophiala viscosa is the source of this 1048-nucleotide messenger RNA. RefSeq lists its product as uncharacterized. NCBI's taxonomy places the organism in Eukaryota, Fungi, Ascomycota, Eurotiomycetes, Chaetothyriales, Herpotrichiellaceae. The record is from RefSeq and is a predicted model, not a curated record. The transcript has a single exon. Bases 154 to 726 code for a protein of 190 amino acids.
CUUCGUGUUCAGCCUCACUCGACCUUCCACUACACUUCUCUCUUUCUGGUCUCUUGCCCUACAGACAACGCCUUACCAUGCGACACUUCCUGUGUUCUGACGCGAGCAUCGGCACAAGAAUCUCAACUGUGCAACUCUCAGCCUCAAUCAACAAUGGACUUUGACUGGGCCCGAGCCAGAAAACGCUUGUCAGACCUAGAAGCAGAUAUAAGUGCUUGCCUACACGAUUUCGAAAAUCGUGUAUAUCCGCCAGCCGAUGAUAAGCAGGCCUUCAGCAGGGGCAGCAGCCUCGCCACCGGCGUCGACCUGGUUUACGGCAUACUCAGUAACUGCUACUUGGUAACUUUGAAAACCGGUUUAGUUUUCUUCGAGAUACAUAAGAGGAUGAACACUUACGGAUUGGUGAGGUCCACGAUACAUAUCGCACAAGACAUACUAGACGAAAGCACCAAGCUUUUGACACGCAUGGAAAGAAGAAGAAGAGUCAAAUCCUUCAUGGUCGCAGCGGGCGAUAGCGCCAUGGUUUCGAGCGCUCGCUCUGAAGAUCACAUCGCCGAUAUGGUCUCUAACAUCCGGGAUAUGGAAGAAGAGCAACACAAACUCCACAACAAAAUGCUCGAAAAAUGGAGGAGAUGGCUUGUAUUCAAAGGGCGAAUGAGCGUCAAAGAAGCAGAGCUGAUCAUACUCGACCACAAAUACCCCGAUGUUAUUGUGGAUGCGGCUUGAUGGGAUAUGGAGCAUGAUGAAGACUCUUUCUCACGCGACCUGACCCUGAUGGCGAUCUUAUGUUUCUCGCGCACUAUAACGUUCCUGAAGGAGGUCAUGAUGGGCUAAAGGUUCAGGUCUUCAAGAAGGUAUACCAGUGACAAUGUUGCGUGCCCAGAUGUUGCUGGCAAGAGUCAUAGAGUGCGCAAAUGCCACUUACGAGACCGCGUCCCGGGAGGCUCAAUGUCAUGUAUGUACAAGGGUAUAGCACCACCAGAUGGUCCUCUCAAAACAGUGCAGUCCAAGUUAGAAGGAAAACCGAAGCUGGUCCUUAAAGCACGUU